AUGAAGGCGCAGACCUUCUUGCAGCUGCCACCCCAGCUUGUCGAGGACUCGGCCUCCAAUAACGGCUCCUCCGUUGCCGGCGACUGCUUCGACGACGACUUCCUCUCUGAUGCCGGCAGAGAAUCGCCCUCCAAUGCCGACUCGCUGGCCGAGGACUCUGACGAUGAGGCUGUCGCAGUCAGCUCGGCGGAUAUGGCCCGGCUGCGGGCCAUGAGCUAUGACCGCUCGCGCGACCGUAGAUGCGACUGCGACGAAGACGACGACAAUUCACACAACACCAACGACAGCCGCGAUCAAAGCCGGACUCGACCGCGAACCAGACAACGCCCCCAACUCCGAAUCCAAGACGUUGAUCUCGCGCUGGAUAUGGGUGGCGACAACGGCGGCGACGGCGACGGCGCGUACCAACCUCUAGUCAGUAUCCUGCCGCGAGGCACAAAGCCCGUCAGGCUGGUUGGCGAAGGCGCCGCCAACGCCGUCUUCGAGAUCAAAUUGCCCCCAGGCAGUCGCGUCGGUGCGCAGUUUCAAGGCAAACUCCUGAGGGUGGCCAAAGCACCAGUUCUUGGCCGCGCUCCAACUUCCUCCGACUAUUAUCUCCGCCAACAGGAAUUCUUCAUCCGUGAGAUUCAGCCGCACCUAGGCGAACAUGCCGUGUCCCAGGAGCUGGUGGUACUGCAUAAAUCCGGCAUUGUGGAUGACCUCAACGCCAUGCUUCGGGACAUGAACCACCAACGCAAGCCUAAAUUUCAAGGCUCGUUUAUUGGCCACGCUUCUUGGGGCUUUCUUGUGGAGGACAUGCGACCCAAUGGCGACGAUGGCUCCAUCCUUAUCGAGUUCAAACCCAAGUGGCUGCUACAGUCACCCAGCGCCCCUAAAGGCGCCAUUAGAUGCAGGCAGUGUGCGUUGGAACUUCGCAACUACCUGAAAACGCCCGGCUCGAAAUCUCCACGCCCUGAGAGGCGGCCCUGCCCGAUUGCGCUUGCAAAUCCCGACUGUCCUCAGCAAGUCGCGUCACCUUUCCGAAUAGCUCCGCAACUCUCUGCCUUGCAGGAUGAUGCACGCGUCCAGGCUAUUCUCGACAAAAUCAUCCACCACAAGGCAAUCCAGAAGUUGAGGGAAUGCCAGAAGAGCCUCGAUCACGUGGGGCCGCUGCUACCUCCUACUAACUUGGAUUUCGUCGUCGCCAUGACCUUGCGCGACUGUACGUGCUUUGCACUUGUUCCAUCGAACGACGACGAGGAAAUCAAACUUCGUUUUGGUGACUUUGACUUUAAGGACCCUGAAAAGAAGUUCAACCACUGGCGCGGAACAGAGCAAGACCUCAUUGAAGGUGGCUUCUAUACCGCUGACUGGGUUGUUUGCGGCGAUACAUAUUAUCAUCCGCCGUCACUGUGCUCGUUGGAGUGGUCGGGGAAGCCUCGGGUGGGAGAUGCAGUCAUUCUUCUCAUGGAAGAUAAUACUACGAAACAUAAUAAGCUCUCGAGCUACCAAAAGAAUGGUUCUCCUUCUUCUGCGAAGACGGGGAAAACGGUAUACAGGCAUACAGCGGAUCUUGCGGCGCUACACAAGGGCCUGGAGCCCUUUAAACGAGAGAUGGGAGGCGCACAAUCGGAUUCUAUUUACAACAACCCCUUGAGGUGCGAUCCUAGGCGAGGAUGA
Trichoderma breve is the source of this 1659-nucleotide messenger RNA. RefSeq names its product inositol-pentakisphosphate 2-kinase domain-containing protein. NCBI's taxonomy places the organism in Eukaryota, Fungi, Ascomycota, Sordariomycetes, Hypocreales, Hypocreaceae. Gene Ontology annotation, biological process: inositol phosphate biosynthetic process. Gene Ontology annotation, molecular function: ATP binding; inositol-1,3,4,5,6-pentakisphosphate 2-kinase activity. Bases 1 to 1659 code for a protein of 552 amino acids. The transcript has 3 exons. The record is from RefSeq and is a predicted model, not a curated record. Gene Ontology annotation, cellular component: nucleus.